CAUUCGGAUUUCAGGAAAUUACUAGAACCUCCAUAUAUUGAUAGGAUUGAAUGGUCGAAAUGGCAUGUCUUUUGGGUAGAUGAAAGAGUAGUGCCAAAGGAUCAUGAAGACAGAAACUAUAUGCUUGCUUACGAUGGGUUUCUUUCUAAGAUACCAAUUCUCCCUAGUAAUGUCUAUGCAAUCAAUGAUGUGUUGUCAGCCAAGGGUGCAGUUGAUGAUUAUGAGACUGUCAAACAUUUGGUCAAUUUAAGUGUGAUAGAUCUAUCAGCAGCUAGUGAAACGUUUCCAAAGUUUGAUCUCAUGCUGCUGGGCACGAGUCCAGAUGGACACGUCACUUCUUUAUUCCCAGGGCAUCCUCUCCUUAAAGAAAACGAAAAGUGGGUCACCUUUAUUAAGGACUCACCAAAACCACCGCCAGAGAGAAUUACUUUUACCUUCCCUGUGAUCAACUCGUAUGCAUAUAUUGCCUUUGUGGUUGUGGGUGUUGGUAAAGCUGGAGCAGUGCAAACAGCAUAAGGAGAGGGCCAAAAUUCCGAUAAGCUUCCUGUCCAAAAGGUUUCACCCGAAGGGGACUUGACUUGGUUUUUGGACAAGGGUGCAACUUCAAAGCUGUAGGAGUCCUGAUGUUUAAAUCCGUAUGAAGGCAUCCAAGUAGUGCGC
Messenger RNA from Juglans microcarpa x Juglans regia, 660 nucleotides. Its product is annotated as probable 6-phosphogluconolactonase 4, chloroplastic. Gene Ontology annotation, biological process: carbohydrate metabolic process; pentose-phosphate shunt. The record is from RefSeq and is a predicted model, not a curated record. Gene Ontology annotation, molecular function: 6-phosphogluconolactonase activity. Lineage: Eukaryota; Viridiplantae; Streptophyta; Magnoliopsida; Fagales; Juglandaceae.